AUGCCAGAGUCGGAUGCUCAGUCCACCUUUAUUGGCGUCGCCAUCUGUCUUUGCGCAAAUGUCGUCAUCUCGCUUGCACUCAACUGUCAGAAGCUGGCCCAUGUCAGGAUUCAGCAGGAUGGCGAACACGAUGCGGACCAGGGCGCAACUUCCUCCAGGUCAAGGCAAGGUACGGAAUACCAAUCAGACUCUGAGCUCGAGAACGGAGGAGAUGGGGGAGAUGCAGGGGGCGCUCGGGAUGUGCUGGGUGUAGUGGUGGUGAUGGAACGAGAAAGAGCAAAGCGGACUGCUCAGCGCGAGCACCUUCCGCUCUUGGCCCCGACCAACGCUGAGAACGGGUCAGGCACGCUGGACUAUGGCAGCAGCGGGUCACAAGGCGGCACCCAGACAAGCUCCGAGCGUUCCUCGCCGAAUGAGAGCAGAUCGCGCUCAUCAGCUUCACCGACAAAGCCCAGAAAGAAACGCCGCUCAGACUCGAGUGACGUCGAUGCUCAGCCCCACUGUGAGCACGAUCAUGAUCAGCAAGGUCCCACCACAGACUAUCUACGCAGCAAACUUUGGUGGCUGGGUAUGGGGCUGAUGGUUCUGGGAGAGAGCGGCAACUUCCUGUGUAAGUUUCAAGCGCUCCCGCUUCUUAUCCUGGCGCGGUGCUCGGGACCAUUCUCAUCGCACGCGUUUGCAUGCUGCUGACGACUGGCAAUGUCCGCAUCCAUCAGCAUACGGAUUUGCUCCAGCAUCUUUGGUAGCGCCUCUCGGAGCUGUUGCGCUGCUUUCGAACGUCAUUAUUUCGCCCAUCUUGUUGCACGAACGGUUCAGACCGAGCGACCUGAUCGGUAUCGCCUUUGCAAUUCUGGGCAGUGUUACCGUCGUCUUUGCAUCAAAAGACAGGGACGUGCGGCUGGGCCCAGAUCAGCUUUGGGACGCCAUGAAGCGCUUGGAAUUUGUCAUCUACUCUGCGAUCGCGUGUGGAUCUGGCGCGCUUCUAGCUUGGCUGAGCACCACUCGAUGGGCAGACAAAUUGGUUUUGAUCGACGUUGGUGUCUGCGCCAUAUUCGGUGAGCGGCUUGCGGUGUCCGAGCCUUCCAAACUACAGUCGAGGCGCACGCACGCUCACUCCUGCUUGAGCCCUUUCGCAAUGCAGGCGGCUUUACGGUGCUCAGUACAAAGUCACUAUCCGGGCUGCUCUCUGGCGGACCUCCGUUCGAGCUGCUCAAGUACCCUAUCACUUACGGGCUGAUCGCGGUGCUAGCGGGCACAGCGGUUCUGCAACUGACAUAUCUGAAUCGGGCGUUGCAACGCUUUGAUUCGCGAGAAGUCAUUGUGAGUGCAUCCAUUUGCUUCUAACGCGGCCCGUGCUCACGUCCAGUCUGCUCGACAACCUUCACAGCCUUCACAAUACGUGCUCUUUACGCUGUCCGCCAUCACUGGAGCAGCGAUUCUCUUCAGGGAUUUUGAAGACGUGGACGCGCACAGACUCAUCAACUUCUUGUUCGGAGUUCUCUGCCUCUUCAGUGGGGUGUUCCUUCUUACUCGGCAAUCUUCCGACGCGCAACAGACGGACGAAGAGGUGCAAUCCGAGCAGCAGCAUGCAGGCGACCAGCCCACUUUUGUCAACUCUGUUGCGCCAGAUCAGGCUGCGCUACUGCUACCCACAGUGCAGGAGGAUGGAGAUGAUGCGGAGCGUCCUGCCCACGUGCAGUACGCCACUCCCCUCGCGGCAGCUCGCGGCAGGCCUGUUCGUCCUAGCUUGGUCGGCGCGGCCACCACUGGCACCAAUCUACCUGCCAUCUCGAGUUCUGCUGGGCUGUUUGGAACCAGUUUCACCUCCAUCUCUGGCGGUCUGGCCGGGAACGCUGCUCGAACGCCUAGGCGGAGCAUCGUUGGGCUGGCCCCGGCGUCUGCGUCUCUGAGCCAAGGCACCUACCUCUUGUUGGCAGCGGGCACCUCACCAAGCGCAGCAGGGCUUGCUCAAGCGCGCCAGGCACCCAGCACGGUGAGGCCCAGAAGGUCCCGCAGUCUGAGCCAGCCUAGCACUCCCACCAGAAGUCGCAGCGCUCGAAGUUCUCUCGGUCCGCAUGCUAUCCACGGCCUCGCUGCGAGAGAUUCGACGAGCUCUGCUACUGAACAAAGCGGCUCGAGAAGGACUUCGGGCGACUUGGGAGGCGCUACUCCUCGUCCUGUUUCCUACAUCGAUAGGACAGGGACUGCACGCGAGGACCAAAGCGACGCAGGGAACCUGACGGAGGAAUAG
Ceraceosorus bombacis is the source of this 2251-nucleotide messenger RNA. The record is from the annotation of a GenBank genome assembly. NCBI's taxonomy places the organism in Eukaryota, Fungi, Basidiomycota, Exobasidiomycetes, Ceraceosorales, Ceraceosoraceae.